UCUCCGGCAGCCGCCGCGGGAGCCCGCGAGGGGGGCGGGGGCGAGGGAGGCGCGGCCGCGGCCAGCGCACAGUCGCUCCACCUGAUCGCGGGGUUCUGGGCGCUGCGGAAGGCGCCGGCGAGCAGGAGCUGCAGCAGCGAGGGAGGCAGCGGCGGCCGCCAGCACCGCCACCAUGUCCUACCAAGGCAAGAAGAACAUCCCGCGGAUCACGAGUGAUCGUCUUCUUAUCAAGGGAGGCAGAAUUGUCAACGAUGAUCAGUCUUUUUAUGCUGAUAUUUAUAUGGAAGAUGGUUUGAUAAAGCAAAUUGGAGACAAUCUGAUUGUCCCUGGAGGAGUGAAGACCAUCGAAGCCAAUGGGAAGAUGGUGAUCCCUGGAGGCAUUGAUGUCCACACUCACUUCCAGAUGCCGUACAAGGGAAUGACCACAGUGGAUGACUUCUUCCAGGGGACCAAGGCUGCCUUGGCAGGGGGCACCACCAUGAUCAUCGAUCACGUGGUUCCUGAGCCUGAGUCCAGCCUGACGGAGGCCUAUGAGAAGUGGAGGGAAUGGGCUGACGGCAAGAGCUGCUGUGACUACGCCUUGCAUGUGGACAUCACCCACUGGAACGACAGCGUCAAGCAGGAAGUGCAGAGCCUCAUCAAGGACAAAGGAGUCAACUCCUUCAUGGUUUACAUGGCCUAUAAGGAUUUGUAUCAAGUGUCUAACACUGAGCUCUACGAGAUCUUCACCUGUCUGGGAGAGCUGGGUGCUCUUGCUCAAGUCCAUGCUGAGAAUGGGGAUAUCAUCGCCCAGGAGCAAACCCGGAUGUUGGAAAUGGGAAUAACUGGCCCAGAAGGGCAUGUACUGAGCAGACCAGAGGAGCUGGAAGCCGAGGCCGUCUUCCGUGCCAUCACCAUCGCCAGCCAAACCAACUGCCCCCUGUACAUCACAAAGGUCAUGAGCAAGAGUGCAGCUGACCUCAUCUCCCAAGCCAGGAAGAAAGGAAAUGUGGUCUUUGGUGAGCCCAUCACUGCCAGUCUCGGCACAGAUGGGACCCAUUACUGGAGCAAGAACUGGGCCAAAGCGGCUGCAUUUGUGACAUCCCCUCCUCUGAGCCCUGACCCAACCACCCCUGACUACAUCAACUCCCUGCUGGCCAGUGGGGACCUGCAGCUCUCCGGAAGUGCCCACUGCACCUUCAGCACUGCCCAGAAAGCCGUUGGGAAGGACAACUUCACAGCCAUCCCCGAGGGCACCAAUGGGGUGGAGGAGCGCAUGUCGGUCAUCUGGGACAAGGCCGUGGCUACAGGAAAAAUGGAUGAAAACCAGUUUGUGGCUGUGACUAGCACAAAUGCUGCCAAGAUCUUCAACUUAUAUCCCCGCAAGGGAAGAAUAUCAGUUGGUUCCGACAGUGACCUAGUGAUCUGGGAUCCGGAUGCUGUGAAGAUCGUCUCUGCCAAGAACCACCAGUCGGCUGCAGAGUACAACAUCUUCGAGGGCAUGGAGCUGCGCGGGGCACCUCUGGUGGUCAUCUGCCAGGGCAAGAUCAUGCUGGAAGACGGCAACCUGCACGUGACCCAGGGGGGCGGCCGCUUCCUCCCCUGCAGCCCCUUCUCGGACUAUGUCUACAAGCGCAUCAAGGCCCGGAGGAGGACGGCCGACCUGCACGCUGUCCCCAGGGGCAUGUAUGAUGGGCCGGUGUUUGACCUGACCACCACACCAAAGGGGGGCACCCCCGCAGGCUCCACUCGGGGCUCCCCUACUCGGCCAAACCCACCCGUGAGAAACCUCCAUCAGUCGGGAUUCAGCCUGUCAGGCACCCAAGUGGAUGAAGGGGUCCGUUCUGCCAGCAAGCGCAUCGUGGCGCCCCCUGGCGGCCGCUCCAAUAUCACGUCCCUGAGUUAAGCCGCCUCUCCCCAGAGAGAGGGGCAGAAGCAAGAAGAGAUUGUUUUGAAGCCAAAAUGGUACACCGAUAUUUAAGAAGGAAAGCGAAUCCAAACCGUUUCGAUGGAUAGAAUCAAUAAGCCUCAAGCCUUAUGUUUCUCCAAUGUUAACGCUCGCUUGCCUA
Sorex fumeus (smoky shrew) is the source of this 2048-nucleotide messenger RNA. It is a transcript of the gene DPYSL3, whose product is annotated as dihydropyrimidinase like 3. Gene Ontology annotation, cellular component: cytosol; cytoplasm. The coding region runs from base 173 to 1885 and encodes 570 amino acids. The record is from RefSeq and is a predicted model, not a curated record. Gene Ontology annotation, biological process: actin crosslink formation. The transcript has 14 exons. NCBI's taxonomy places the organism in Eukaryota, Metazoa, Chordata, Mammalia, Eulipotyphla, Soricidae. Gene Ontology annotation, molecular function: hydrolase activity, acting on carbon-nitrogen (but not peptide) bonds, in cyclic amides.